AUGAACCUUGAAUCUCUGCAAACAGUGCCAAUCUCCACCACAAACUUUCGUCUUCCUUCAACAUUCGUCGUUCCACCGUAUCAUUCAAGCCACAUUCUCUUCAAUAUGGGGUGGUGUUCAUGUUCCUUAUCAACAUGCAACGGUGCACAUCACCAUCCCGAUGACUCUGCAUGCGAAUCCCCCUCUCCCCUCUCCGUUUAUUUUGAUUUGAAUUUAUGGUUUAACUUCCGUUCCACCGCCGAACAUCUUCAUCAGUUCCUUACCGGUCGGGGUUUGUCUGACGCAUCUUUGACGGUGACUCCAACGACGGGAAAACCAGAGGGUGAACUCAGGUUGAUGCGCAUAGAUUGGAAUCACGCAUUGGAAUCGGUAGCCGAAGGCGAUGCAGGGAAAACUUUUGAAGGGAGCAAGAGAAGGUUAAAUCAUGAAGAUAAAACGAAGCAGCUUGAAGACUUGAAGAAUAGCCAUUGCCAUUUUCAAAUUUGGAGGUUGCAGCUUGACUUCUACAAAGAGUUUUGGCCAUCCACAAAGCAAGCUAGGCAUUGGAAUAGCUUGAAGGAACUUCAAGGAAGCUCACACGAUCCUCAGGCCUCACUCAAAUUCCCCACAUUGUCAUAUCCAAAUCCAGCUGAAGGAGAUUUGAAGGCAAAUAUGCGCGCAAGGAGGAAGCUGGAGGACAGGGAUGAAGUGCCUGGGCCUUGGGCGCCUUGGGCCUUAUGUUUUUGA
Messenger RNA from Vicia faba (fava bean), 726 nucleotides. The record is from the annotation of a GenBank genome assembly. Lineage: Eukaryota; Viridiplantae; Streptophyta; Magnoliopsida; Fabales; Fabaceae.